AUGUCGAUACCUCACGUCGAGGUUCAGAGGGCCACUGCGGCGGACGCCAGCGGCCCGCGGAAGAGGCGGAAACGUACGCCCGCCGCAGGAGCAGCUGCCGAUUGCUUCACAUGCACCACCCGAAACCUCAAAUGCGAUCGACGGAGACCUUACUGCUCCCAAUGCCUUGACGACGGGAAGGAUUGUGCUGGUUACAAGACACAACUGACAUGGGGCAAUGGCGUUGCCAGUCGAGGGAAGCUGCGCGGACUGUCUUUGCCAAUCGCUGGUGCACAAAAGAUUGCCACACCUGGCCUGGCAGGAAAAGCAAAGGGAAGAACGUCGCCGCAGCGACACACGCCAGAGCGUUUAGCCAACGAGCAACCUCGGUCGCGGUCGGAUCGACUGAAUGUCCCCUCGACCCGCGACGUCGAUUCCAAGCCUCCAACAGAUGGAUUUAAUAUGUUUCAAUUCAACCAGUCCAGCGGCUCCAUUCCAAUAACUACAUCCUUCAGCCCCAGGUCAUGGGAGCCAUUGAUUGCGGCGGGCCCCUCAGCCUCAAGUAGAGGCCCUGGAGAUUCGCCGGCCUCAUCAUACCAGACAAGGUCUUCGCAUCCUCCUCUGCUCUCACCACUCGAUGGCUUCAGUUUCCCCUCAACCCUGCAGCCAAAUAUCGGUCAUGGCGGCAUGGACCGUGUCUCGCCUGCAUCCUACGCAUGUCCCUCACCAGAAAGCGCUUAUUUUGGUCGAGUCCUGGACCAUAGCUCGACAGGAGAUCCCGAUUCGCUGUCUACUGGAUUUCCUCCUUAUCUGAGUCAUUACGACCAUGCUUUCUCUUCGAACCGGCAAUACCAGCUCUACCAAGGGCAAGAACCGUUUCUCAACCAGAGUAAUACCUAUGCACCACCGCUACCGCUGGAGGAUCCGAAAUCGCCGUUGGAGCGACAUGAUGGUCUUGGAGGGGAAAUUGUCGAGGAGGUCGAGCGCAAUGGCCUCGACGACGGGUGCGCCGUAAUUGAGGACGACACUAUACGUGGCCUUGGAAUUGUCCCACUCGACUACAGCCUGCCGCUGUCCCCCUUUGCAGGUAUGGACGCCGUAGGAGCAACCCCCCGAAUGAGAUACCUCAUCAAAUAUUAUAUCGAGGUCAUCUGUCCCGUGAUCGUUGCAUUUGAUGGGCCGUCAAAUCCCUACAGGUCGCAUAUCCUUCGACUGGCGGCCAGGAGCGACACGCUGCAGCAUGCGAUAUCUGCUCUAUCGGCCAGCAAUAUGAGGCGCCGGCGAGAGACUGGAGCCCUGUCCACCGGCAAGACUGCCCCAGCAAGAAGGUCAUCAAUGGCUCAUUUGACGCUGACGGAGGGAGCCUUGCAUGAUAUGGGCCUGUUCUCUGUGGAGGAACAGGUACGAGAAGAGUCGAUGCACAAGGUGCUUGCGAUUCAGGCCUUAAACCAGCAACUCGGCGAUCCUCUGCUGCGGAAGGACGAUUCAGUUUUAGCCACGCUUCUGAUCUUGUGUCUGUUCCAUAUUUGUGAUUCCGGUGUGGCAAAGUUUCAGACACAAUUUGCAGGUGUCAAGAAGCUUCUCGGCCUACGGAAGAAUGAGAUGGGCUUAAACACCAACACCACGGAGACCAAGUGGUUCACAAGAAUGUUCACCUGGUUCGAUGCAAUGACUGCUACAGUCAACAAUCGUGAAGGACAACUUCAGGGUCACCACCUCGAAGUCUCAGCUUGUUCGGACGAGGAAUGGGCACUCGAGAAUCUUGCCGGUUGUGAUGGCCAGUUGUUCAAGACAAUCGCCAAACUAGGAAGACUGAAUGUUCUAAGUCAGGGCAAGCCCGUGGAAGAAACGCAGAUGCUUGUACCUCGGCCAAUGCCGCGAAAGCCUCCUGCUAUGCAUCUCAAUUAUAAUAACUUUGACGGCAACGGAUGGAUGCGCCUGAAUGAGGACGAGCAACUAUAUACGACCAGGACCGCAGAUCCCGAUGUCCAGGCACAAUUUUGGCGCGAGUGGCGGGAAAUCCGACAAGCGCUACAAACCUGGGAGCUGGACACCACAAUGUUCGACUCGUUCAGCUCCGAAGCUCCAUAUCUGACACUGGAGCAGAGACUGGAUCUUGCCAACAUCUCGGAAUCGUUUCGUUACGCGGCCCUGCUGUACACGGAGCGCCUGGCAAAUCCGACCGUCCCAAGUACCGACCCCUCCAUGAGGGAUUGGGUCCAGAACUGCCUCACACACAUAAAAGCGGUGAAAUCGGACGUCUAUCUCCUCUGGCCGCUGUUCAUCACCGGCAGCGAAUGUGUGGACGAUCGGGACCGCGACGUCAUCCGCCAGCGUUGUCUGGACAUUCAGAAGGACAGCGGAUUUCUCAAUAACAAGAGUUGUCUCGAGCUUUUGGAGAAGGUGUGGCAACGCAAUGAUGAAAUGGCUAGAAACCAGAAGGCUCAGUCAAGAGCAGACCUAAGGAAGCCAGAGGGGGAAGGUGGGUUCAAAUUCACGACGAUCAUGAGGCUUGAGGGUAAUGAAGGGGAGUAUAUAGUGGUCUGA
Capronia coronata CBS 617.96 is the source of this 2526-nucleotide messenger RNA. RefSeq lists its product as uncharacterized. The coding region runs from base 1 to 2526 and encodes 841 amino acids. The transcript has a single exon. Gene Ontology annotation, molecular function: DNA-binding transcription factor activity, RNA polymerase II-specific; transcription cis-regulatory region binding; zinc ion binding. Gene Ontology annotation, biological process: positive regulation of transcription by RNA polymerase II. Gene Ontology annotation, cellular component: nucleus. The record is from RefSeq and is a predicted model, not a curated record. Lineage: Eukaryota; Fungi; Ascomycota; Eurotiomycetes; Chaetothyriales; Herpotrichiellaceae.